Molecule: messenger RNA, 579 nt
Organism: Scutellospora calospora
Lineage: Eukaryota; Fungi; Glomeromycota; Glomeromycetes; Diversisporales; Gigasporaceae
Source: the annotation of a GenBank genome assembly
AUGAAAAUUGAUACAAGGAUCACGACACUGGGGCAUAUCAAACGCGGUGGUAGUCCAUGUGUUUAUGAUCGGUGUCUGGCUACUAUUCAAAGCGUUGAAGCUGUGGAAGCAGCUCUUCGAGCAACACCUGAUAUACCGUCUCCGAUGAUUGGUAUAAGAGCGAAUAAAAUAACAUGCGAGCCAUUAAUGGACGCUGUUAAAUUGACCCAUCAAGGUGCUGAAGCUAUUAAAGAAAAAAACUUUCGUAGAGCAAUGGAAGAUGAUUAUGAAACGUAUCUGUCUACAACCCUUAUAAACGAUAAUGCACAAUCAUUGCAAGGAAAUCAUAGCUUAAAGAUAGGUAUAAUUCAUGUUGGUGCGCCUACUGGCGGAAUGAAUGCAGCGACGCGUGUUGCCGUUCGAUUUACUAUUAAUCGCGAUCAUAAACCUAUAGCUAUAUAUAAUGGCCUAUCUGGUGGAUCUGAGCUUGGUACAAAUAAAACCGAAGUUGAUGAUUUAGGCAUGGUUGCAUUUCAAUUACAAAAGCAAGGAAUAAAUGCUUUACUUAUUAUUGGAAGUUUUAAGCCUAUACUUCUUUGA